AUGUCUUUGCAAUCUCAACAAAGAUUCGAAAACGCGCACAAUUCAAAUUCUUUAUAUUGCGCACAUAAUGAUAAUCGAGCAUCAAACAAUGUUCUUUUCCAAACUCAUCAUAAAGGAAGAAAAUCUCAUUUUCAAAAACACUUGCGUAAACCACAAUCUUUUAAUAACUAUCUCUGUAGACACAAUCGUUCGGAUUCUAUCUCAAUAUCUUCUGACUCGACUUCAACGGCAACGUCGUCAACAGAAUCAGAACAUUUAAGACAUAAUAAUUUAAGUGAUUCUGGGUCCAUGAAUGGAACUACGGAAUUACUAAAACGUGUUUCUUCGGUAAUGAGAUUCACAGAAAUUAUAGAGGCGUGGAUUGAUGACGGAAGUAGCAUAUCAUCUUCGGAUAAUAAUAGUGAAGAUGAAUGGGAUCCAUUAGAGGAAGAAGAAGAACAAUUUUUGUUUGUGAGUUCGUCGGGGUUAAGAAAUAAAAUGUCUUGA
This is a messenger RNA of Ambispora gerdemannii, 486 nucleotides long. NCBI's taxonomy places the organism in Eukaryota, Fungi, Glomeromycota, Glomeromycetes, Archaeosporales, Ambisporaceae. The record is from the annotation of a GenBank genome assembly.